This is a messenger RNA of Vicia faba (fava bean), 3009 nucleotides long. Lineage: Eukaryota; Viridiplantae; Streptophyta; Magnoliopsida; Fabales; Fabaceae. The record is from the annotation of a GenBank genome assembly.
AUGGAAGAAAAACAAAAACCAUUGUUUAUGUUCUGCAUUGUGGUAUCAAUCUUAUCUCUAGCAACAAACGUAUCAUGUUUGAACCAAGAUGGUCUCUACCUGUACCAAUUCAAGCUCACCUUAGACGAUCCCGACUCCUCUCUCUCUUCCUGGAACCCAUCAGACACCACACCAUGCAACUGGUACGGCGUCCGUUGCGACGCCACCAACACCACCGUAACAGAACUCGACCUCUCCGACACCAACAUCCAAGGCCCAUUCACAGCAUCAAUCCUCUGCCGUCUCCCCAACCUCUCCUCCAUCAACCUCUUCAACAACUCCAUUAACCAAACCUUCCCCCUCCAAAUCUCCCUCUGUCAAAACCUCCUCCACCUCGACCUCUCUCAGAAUCUCCUCACCGGCCCCCUCCCGGAAAUCCUCUCCACUCUCACUAACCUCCGUUACCUCGACCUCACCGGAAACAACUUCUCCGGUAACAUACCACUCUCCUUCGGCACAUUCCAGAAACUCGAAGUACUCUCACUCGUGUCCAAUCUUCUAGAAGGUACCAUUCCUCCGUCUCUUGGAAACAUCACUACUUUGAAAAUGCUUAACCUCUCUUACAACCCGUUUUUCCCGGGUCGGAUCCCUUCCGAACUCGGAAACCUAACUCACCUUGAAGUUCUAUGGUUAACGCAAUGCAACCUUGUUGGUGUGAUUCCUGAAACUCUCGGGAAGCUGAAGAAGCUUAAGGAUUUGGACCUUGCGUUGAAUGAUCUUUACGGUUCUAUUCCGAGUUCGCUCACUGAGUUAACGAGUUUGAGACAGAUUGAGUUGUAUAAUAACUCGUUAUCCGGUGAGUUGCCGAGGGGAAUGGGGAAGCUUACUAAUUUGAGGCUUCUUGAUGCGUCCAUGAAUCAUUUGACGGGGAGGAUUCCGGAGGAACUUUGUUCGUUGCCGUUGGAGAGUUUGAAUCUCUAUGAGAAUCGUUUUGAGGGUGAGUUGCCGGCGAGUAUAGCUGACUCGCCGAAUCUCUAUGAGUUAAGGUUGUUUGCAAACCGGCUUACCGGAAAGUUGCCGGAGAAUCUCGGGAAACGGUCUCCUCUGAGGUGGCUUGACGUUUCGAGUAACCAGUUCUGGGGGAGUAUUCCGGCGAGUUUGUGUGAUCUUGGUGAGUUAGAGGAGCUUUUGAUGAUAUAUAAUUUGUUCACCGGUGAGAUUCCGGCGAGUUUGGGGACGUGUCAGAGCUUGUCGCGUGUACGUUUAGGUUAUAACAGAUUCUCCGGUGAGGUUCCGGCGGGGAUCUGGGGUCUUCCUCAUGUUUAUCUUCUCGAACUUGCUCAUAACUCGUUUUCCGGUUCCAUUUCGAAGACCAUUGCCGGAGCUGGGAACCUUUCUUUGUUGAUUUUGUCUAAGAACAACUUCUCGGGAACUGUUCCCGAUGAGGUUGGGUGGUUGGAAAAUCUCGUCGAGUUUUCUGCCGCUGAUAACAUGUUCAGUGGCCCACUUCCAGAUAGUUUGGUCAAUCUUGGGCAGCUUGGCAUUCUUGAUUUUCACAACAACAGGCUUUCUGGGGAACUACCAAAGGGGAUUCAUUCUUGGAAGAAGCUCAAUGAUUUGAAUUUGGCCAACAAUGGAAUUGGUGGGAAGAUUCCCGAUGAGAUUGGUAGUUUAUCAGUUCUUAAUUUUCUUGAUCUUUCGCGGAAUCAGUUUUCAGGAAAAAUCCCUCAUGGGUUGCAGAAUCUGAAGCUGAAUCAGCUGAAUUUUUCGUAUAAUCGACUUUUGGGAGAACUUCCUCCUCAGUUGGCUAAGGAAAUGUACAAGUCUAGUUUCUUGGGGAACCCUGGUUUGUGUGGAGAUUUGAAAGGUUUGUGUGAUGGUAGGAAUGAAGUGAAGAAUUUGGGUUACGUUUGGUUGCUUCGAGCGAUUUUUCUUCUAGCCGUUUUGGUUUUCCUAGUUGGUGUUGUCUGGUUCUAUUUUAGGUACAAGAAUUUCAAGGAAGCAAAAAGGGCUAUUGAUAAAUCAAAAUGGACUUUAAUGUCAUUCCAUAAGCUUGGUUUUGGCGAAGACGAGAUUUUGAAUUGUCUUGAUGAAGAUAAUGUCAUUGGAAGUGGCUCUUCAGGAAAGGUUUACAAGGUUGUACUUAACAGCGGGGAAGCUGUUGCUGUGAAGAAGAUAUGGGGAGGGGCCAGAAAGGAAGUGGAGAGUGGUGAUGCUGAAAAGGGUAGGGUUCAAGACAAUGCUUUUGAUGCCGAGGUUGAAACUUUGGGAAAAAUCAGACACAAGAACAUUGUCAAGUUAUGGUGUUGCUGUACCACUAGGGAUUGUCAGCUUUUGGUUUACGAGUAUAUGCAAAACGGUAGUCUUGGUGAUUUGCUUCAUAGUAGUAAAGGAGGGUUGUUGGAAUGGCCAACAAGAUACAAGAUAGCUGUGGAUGCGGCAGAUGGACUCUCUUAUCUCCAUCAUGAUUGUGUUCCGCCAAUUGUUCAUAGAGAUGUUAAAUCUAAUAAUAUCUUGUUGGAUGGAGACUUUGGUGCAAGGGUGGCUGAUUUCGGAUUAGCUAAGGUUGUCGAAAUCACAGGGAAAGGAAUUAAAUCCAUGUCCAUCAUUGCUGGAUCUUGUGGCUAUAUUGCACCAGAAUAUGCCUACACCCUUAGAGUGAACGAGAAGAGCGACAUUUAUAGUUUUGGUGUUGUUAUACUUGAAUUGGUUACUGGAAGACGGCCGGUGGAUCCUGAAUUCGGGGAGAAAGAUUUGGUUAAAUGGGUUUGCACUACAUUGGAUCAGAAAGGUGUGGACCAUGUAAUUGACUCGAGGCUAGAUUCUUGUUUCAAAGAAGAAAUUUGCAAGGUUUUCAACAUUGGCCUAAUGUGCACUAGUCCUCUUCCAAUCAACCGGCCUUCAAUGAGAAGAGUAGUGAAGAUGUUGCAAGAGGUAGGAAUAGAGAACCAAAUGAAACCUGCAAAGAAAGAUGGAAAAUUAACCCCUUAUUACUAUGAUGAUGCUUCUGAUCAUGGAAGUGUUGUUUGA